Manis javanica (Malayan pangolin) is the source of this 4509-nucleotide messenger RNA. The record is from RefSeq and is a predicted model, not a curated record. NCBI's taxonomy places the organism in Eukaryota, Metazoa, Chordata, Mammalia, Pholidota, Manidae.
AUGGGACCGAGACACGGAAGCCACAGAGAUGUGGGUCUUGGAGCAGUGUCCUCCGUGGACACUGAGGCCCACCUGCAGGGCGUCGGGACUUCCAGUGAUGAGGGAGACGACAAGCCGAGUUCUUCUAGGUCCUUGGUCAGUGGGGAGAAGGAGCCGGAAUUUUUAUUGCCAGAGAGUGAGAACAGAGAGAAGCAACGUCAGCUUGGAAUGAAGACCCCCUUUCCCAGUGAUCAUACUGUGAAAACAAGGCGGGUCGCAGCACUUUGAAAACAGUUAAAUGAUGGGACAGAAAAGACAAAUGAUUGCUUGCAGAGAACUUACCUCGUGGGCGAUGCCACACCAGGUCCGCAGGUUUGCUACUUACAGAGAGUGGUGGAAACCUUAAAAUAUUUUGAUUGUCAUGGAACUGGCCUUAAAACACAUGUGCUUCUGGAUGCCAAAAGAUGUAUCUUGACUCAGUGGAAAAAGCAUAGUCAUUCAUUUAUUGCCAAAAAUCUGUUCUCAGUGGAAGAUAAAACCUGUACCCCAUGGGAAAUUGACUGGAUAGCAGCAGACAGAGGUACAGCCAUUGUCGUCAUUACCCUCGGCCAGCGCUUCAAACCGCCCCCCAUCAAUGCUUUUGUCUGUAGGGCCAUCGAGGUCAAAAGGCUGUGAAGCCCAGGGACUAAGGCGGCCCUGAAAACCAACACCUCCAGGGAGACGCAUCCGCUCGAUACAGGGGGGCUUGGCGGCCUUCGCGGCUGUAUUCAGAAUCUCACCCUGAACGGUGUUGUUAUUGGUCUCAACGUGGGUAUUUUCGGUUCCUAGGAAGGGACUGUUGCGUAAGGCCUGAAUAAGGCCCAUCCACCUAACUAUGUGACUGGAAAUCAGAUUAAUAGGUUCUUAAACUAUAUUUACUGAAGGAAAAGUAAAUACAUUUAACUAUAAAAAACCAGUACUAGCUGUCCUCUCAGUUGGCCUCACACAUACUGGAAGGAUAGUUUAAUGCAAUCUGAUGUAGGAGGAAUGAGAUUUUAAAAAAUUGAUUGUAGAAAAAUAUACAUAAAAUUUACCAUUUAAAUCCAUUUUAAGGGUACAUUUCAGUGGCAGGAUGUAUAUUCACAAUAUUGUGUAGCCAUCAUCAGGAUCGAUCCCCGGACUCCCCAGAACCUUACCAUCCCGAGCAGACCCUCCGUAGCCACUGAACAGUAAGGUCCUCGACUCUGCCUGACCCCAGGCUCCUCGGAAACAGCGUCCCUCUUUCUGUUUCUGUGAAUUAGGCUAUUCUAGGUAGCUAGGCUAAGUGGAGUUACACAGUCUUUGUCCUUCAAAUUGGCCUCUUUCACUUAGCAUAUGUCUUUAAGGUUCAUCCAUGUCACUGCAUGUGUCAGAAUUUCCUUCCUUUUUAAGGCUGAAUAAUAUUCCAUUAGAUGUAUACCCCACACCUUCUUUAUCCAUUCAUCUGGUGAUGGACACGGCGUUGUUCCCACCUUUUGGCUACUGAAUAGAGGAAGCCGGACAUAAGCGUAUCUCCGGUGAUAAGUAUAAUGACAGAAGUAGUAAAACCUCACCAUUCUUAAUUUAAGAAAUGUGUGGCACACAAAGGAGUUGUCUAAGUGAUUCAAGCUUAGAGAAAAUGUGAUUUGUAGGAGAAAAUCAUAGUAACAGUCUUCUUGCUUAAGAAGAUUAUUUGAAAGUUGAUAACCAGUUGUUCUAGAUGCUAUUAAGAACCAAAGACCACAGUCCAAAACCCUCAAGCUCCUUGAGAGAAACUAAGUAUUAUGUCAAUGUACAGACCCUAAAACCCUGAUUCUUGCUGACCCUAAAAGUGAGGUGAGAUCCCCUCCAGAAGACCUCAUAUGACUUUACAAGCUUUGUUUCUAAAUCUUUUUUUAAAAGUAUCUAUGCUUUCCAUUAAUUUGCUCAAGGUCUUAAGAGUGGAACUAUUGUUACUUGGGGGUGAUUUCCUUGUAUGGAAUAUUUCUUAGUGAGAGGAAAUGAAGUUAUAUUAUUAUAACAAUAGCACAAAGGCCUGGUCAGCCAGGUUAAGAUGGACUCUCAUAAAUGAGGGAACACACAUUAAGAAUCUUUUCCUUCUAUCAAGCUAUCCAUUGAUUCUAAUUCUUCUUAUAGGAAGCUUGCAAAAUAAAUCUAAUUAUUCUUCCAACCAUUGCACUCUUAAAUCGUUACAUGAGUUAUUUUCCCAGCAAGGCUACCUCAAAGUCCUUUAACUUAGUUCUCAUACAAUAAAGUUUCUAGUUUACCCAUCACUGUUCUCUGAUGCACCGAACUGUGUCUCUGUCACUGUACAACAUGCCUUUCACCCCAUCUCACACCUCGACAGAAUGAAGGGCAAAAAUCACGUGAUCAUCUCAGUCAGCGCUGAAAAGACAGCUAACAAAAUUCAAUGUCCUUUUCAACAAACUAGGACUAGAAGGAAACUACCUCAAAAUAGUAAAAGCCAUCCAUAAACAGCCCACGGCCAACAACAUAUUCAGUAGGGAAAGACUGAGAGAUUGUCCCCUAACAUCAGAAAUAAGACAAGGACAUGUACCCCUCUGACCACUACUAUCUAACAUAGUACUGAAAGUUGUAGGCAGAGUAAUUGGAUAAACAGAAAAAUGGGCAAAUCGGAAAAGUGAAAUGAGGAAACGAGCAUACAGAUUGGAAAAGCAAUGCCGUGAUCUUAUAUUUAGGAAAUCCCAAAUAUUCCACACAAAAACUGUUAGAAUAAAAGAAUUUAGUAAAGUUGUAGGACAUAAGAUAUCAGUUGCAUUUCCAUACCCUAAAGAUGAACAAUCUGAAAAGAAAAUUCAGGAAACAAUCUCAUUUACUAUAGCAUCAAAAAGGAUAAAAUACUUUAGAAUAAACUUAACCAAGGAGGUGAAAGACUUGUAAAAUGAAAAAUACAAAACAUUGCUAAAAGAAAUCAAAGAAGAUACAAAUAAAUGGAAAGACAUCCCAUAUUUGUGGAUUGUAAGACUUAGUAUGUUUAAAAUGUUCAUGCUACUAAAAGCAGUCUAAGAUUCAGUGCAGUCCUUUUCAAAAUUCCAAUAGCAUUUUUUGCAGAAGUAGAAAAAAAAAGUCCCCAAAUUCACAUGGAAUCUGAAGGAACCCCAGAUAGCCAAAGCAAUCUUGAGGAAGAAAAAAUUCGGAGGACUCAGACGCCAUGCGCUCCUCUUGUCGCUCUGGAAGGUAAUUCUCAGGUCAUCUCUUGCAAUUGUUCAGGCUUCUAGCGGCCACGGAUGAGGUUUCACAUGGAAUGCUUAAUUCUUUGUAAAUAGAGAUUGUGGGAUGAAGGCAGAGGCUCCUCUAUCUGAAGAGGAGCCCAGGGUUGACUAUCACUGGCCAGAUACGGGACAAUCUGUGCCUUGAAAGGAAUGAUUGCAAUUGUUUGAAACACCUUGAAUGUAGAGAAUUCUUUGAGUUUAUAAGGGAGGCAGGAGAGGGGGAAGGAGAGAAAAACUCAUUUACCAUCACUGCCGGUAGCUAGUACAGGAAAAAUUACCAAUUUUUGGAGUAAAGUAAGGUAAAAGAAUUAAGCAUCUAUAUUGCUUUUCCUGAGGAAAUUGUAUUUCAGGGAAACCAAACAGCUCAAACUGAGGGAAGCUCUCAACAGAGUCCUUGUGGCUGGUAAACGUAGAAAGACUUGGAAAGUCACCAGCUUUUAAACUCCUAAUGAAUUUAUCUGUCUAGGCAAUAAUGAUUCUAAUAGGUGCUAAAAUGAUGGCAGAUAUCUGCAAGGUGCCCAAACACAGAUCGCUUUCUGCCUGUAAAGUGCUGUGCGAUCUCGAAGUCAGCCUGCAACCCCCUGAACCGGCAUUGCCAGAAGGGGGACAGUCUGCUGCCGUGCGCCGCCCUACGUGAUGCAGUCUGAAAUGUUUUUGUCCAAAAUGUUGAGCCAGAAUGUCGUGGAGUCUCGAGAUCUAAUUCCUAGGAUGCAGGAAUCCUAGAAGAGCAGGAGAACAACUGCCCUGAUGAGGAGCAGGUGGAAAGCUCUAGAAGGCGGGAUGUUCUGCAGACCCAUUGCCCUGCUUUCCCCAAAAGUCAAAGGCAGGGAAAUAGGGGACGUUGGGAGAUGACUGUUCUAGAGUAAAAGAUUUAAGAAGUAGAGUGAUGGGUGCCAGGGGCUGGGGGGUGAAACGGGGAGAUGUUCAUGGGUCUGAAGUCUCAGUUGUGCAGGAGGAGUAAGUUCCAGAGACCUGCUGUGCACGGAGCUUCCUGAGUCUGACAAAAACGGAAUGUCGCAGCCCCUAUGAUGGCAGUACUGAAUUGUGCACUUAAAAUUUUGUUGACAGAGUAGAUCUCAUGUUGAGAGCUUUAACCACACACAAAAAAACCUAAACAAACCCAAACCGAAGAGCACAGGGAGAGUCUCCGUGUGUUUAUUACAUGUUUAUUGCCUGGAUUGUGGUGACCACCCCCCAUGGGGGGUGCACGUGCCCAAACCCACCAAGUUGUAUACAUUGAAUAUGUGCACUUUUUAAAUAUUAUACCUGAAUAAAGCUUUCUUUUUUGUUUGUAAAGAGA